AUGUCAUCCACCGACCCCCUCCCCACCCCUUUCAGCAGCCAGUGGCGUGCGGGCCACUGGCAGGCAUCCAACUACGCCAACCUGAUGCGAGACCAGCGCUUGGCCCGCCUCAACGACAUUCUAGACAAGGCCCACGACCACCACAUGGCCGAGAAGACCAACAAUCGGCCGGUGCUGGACUCUCUCCGGACUACAAUGAACGCGCCGCCGUACGUCAGUGCGGCUUGGGUGGGAGAGCAGUUGGCAGCUGCUUCCCUGCCCAAGAAGAAAAACAAGAAGAAGGGCAAGAAGGGCAAGAAGAAUAAGAAGAAGGGGGGUGUUGGUCUCGAGGCCGAAAUGGAGAAGACCGAGUAUUCGAACUCCCGCUUCAUGAAGUACAUGAAGCUCUUAGUGUCUUCUCAGAAGGCACUGCCUCCUCUUUCUCCCAGCGAGACAAACUUCUUGCGGGAGGGCGUCAUCGGCGACACGGCGCGCGCCAUCACAGGUCUCGCCCACAGCAAUGAGUACCCCAUCAGCCACCGUAUUGGUGACGCCGUGCCGGUGGCCCUCGUCAACAUUCCGCAGGGCUCGACCAUCUACCAAGAACAGCCCUGGAUCACUCUUCGGCUCCCUCUCGACCCCUCGGUCAUCAUCGGGAAAUACUGCGCCCUCUCCGCCGAAGACCAGGCCCUCUUCGAUUCCUUGGGCCAUAACGUCAGCGCCGACUUCAUCGAGCGGCAGCUUCCCACGCUGAAAGACACGCACCCCGUUGCCCUCAACACGAACUCCAAGGAGCACGCCAUCAUCGCAACCUGGCUUACGCACCAGGAUCCCGGACUACACAUAUGCAGCAUUCCGACUACGUCCCGUAGAGACAGCAGGAGCAUCUACCCCCAUCUCCUUCAGCACGUCCGCACUUCAUGCUCUCCCAAUUGCCAUCUGAUCCGCGACGACCGCUACAACGGCCUAGUCCUCCGCUCCGCCCGCGCCAUCCCCCGCGGUGAGCCCAUCACUUACUGCCCGAUCCCCGACUACAUGCUCUUCACGCACGACGCACGUGCGGUCAAGCUCCACGAGACGAGAGGCCUUCCAAGCUGCAAGUGCGACCUCUGCUGCCCGCUGAUCGCCCCUCCUCCUCUUGCAUCGGGAUCCACCACCACAACCACCCCGAGCAAGACCAAAGACAAGAACAACAAGGGCAAGGCCACGACCCCAACCCCAUCCACAGCUGUUCGCGACAGCAGCAGCAGCAGCAGCGCCACCACCACCACCGUCAACCCCGACGCCAUCCCCCUCAUGCGCCGCAUCGCCAUCGAGACCCGCCGCCAGCAAACCGCCCACGCCUGGUCCGCAUGGCGCGCCCUCCGCGACCCCUUCUGGUCCUCCUCCCCAUCCUCCCCCUCAUCCUCCCCCACCGCCUCCCCCCUCCCUCCCCCCACCCACAACCAGCACCCCUCCCCCCCCUCCCCCCAAACCAUCGAAUCCCUCGCCCUCCGCCUGGACAACCUCCUCAGCGAUAACGACGCCGCCGCCACCGCCACCGCCGCCGACAACAACGAAUCACCCUCGUCUUCCUCCUUUCCCACAGUCAGCCCCCUGCAAGCCUGGCUCCGCAGCGACGCCUCGCACGCGCUGCAAGACGCGGGCGACUGGCGCGGGGCGGCGGCGUGGGCGCGGCGCGAGCUCGAGGCGGACGCGGUGCUGUUGGGGGUCGGACACGAGGGGUGCCGGGCGACGCGGAUGCGGGUGGUGCGGGUGGUGGAAGAGGGGGAGGUGGUGGGGAGGGUGAAAGGGGGGGUCUUGGCGAGGGGGAGGGAGAGGGAGAGGGAGAGGGAGAGGGUGGGGGAAAGGGGGGAAGAGGGGGGAGAUGUGGUGGUGGCGAGGGGGUUGAGGGAUGUUUUGGAGGAGGAGGGGGAGGAGGGGAGGGAGGACGAGGGGGAGGUGGUGAGGGGGUUGAGGGGGAUUUUGAGGGAGAUGGGAUUCGGGGAGGAUGAUGGGGAGGAGAUGGAGGCGAGUACUGGCAUUGGGAAGGAGGAGGAGCGGGAUAGGGGUGAACGUGUGGAGGAGGAGUAA
Diplodia corticola is the source of this 2052-nucleotide messenger RNA. RefSeq lists its product as uncharacterized. The transcript has 2 exons. The record is from RefSeq and is a predicted model, not a curated record. Bases 1 to 2052 code for a protein of 683 amino acids. Lineage: Eukaryota; Fungi; Ascomycota; Dothideomycetes; Botryosphaeriales; Botryosphaeriaceae.